Astrephomene gubernaculifera is the source of this 6090-nucleotide messenger RNA. The record is from the annotation of a GenBank genome assembly. Lineage: Eukaryota; Viridiplantae; Chlorophyta; Chlorophyceae; Chlamydomonadales; Astrephomenaceae.
CUUGAGAAACACCGUCAUAGCCUUCUGAGCCUUCUUAUAAUUGCUUAUCCACCUCAACCCUUACUCAAAUACUUUCUUCACAGUUUUGGACUCAGUCCUCGGGGCGCUUGGCCGCAGCGCUGCUAUGGCGGAUCAUAUUGGCUCUGCUUUUGGGGCUCUGGCGGGAGCUCCCGUUCCAGGUGGAGGUGCAGACGUUCCCCUUUCACCUCAGUGGAGGCAGCCAUUUGGCCGGACCACUAGCACGGAGCCACCCAUGAAAAGCGCUCUGAUUGGGCCGUGGGACGGAAACAGCACCGGUGCACCAGCUUCCAAGGCUGACGCCGCCGCCAAACAGGCUGGUACUGCGUGGAGGGGCCCUGAUGGCCCGCCCAGUCGUGACCCUAAGUGGCCAGAGAAGGACAGGCCGGACUAUAACGCGGCACGCGACCGUCCUGCGCCUGCUGGCCGCUGGCGCGAGCGGGAGGAGGACUUGCGCGAUCGGAACAGCGCCUGGGAGAGCGACAGGUGGGGUUCGGUUGAGGAGCCGCGCCGCUGGCAGGAGGACCGGAGCACAGAUCGCUGGGGUGACUCGGCCGGCCGUGGUCGCGGGCGCCCACCUGCCGAUGAUCGCUGGAGCGAUAGGAAGCCCAGCGGCACCCCCGAGCGUGAGUGGCUGCCCGGCAUGCCGCCGGAGCCGGAGCUGCCCAAGCGCCCCUCAAUUCAGGACCGCUGGGGCUCCGAGAGUGCGGAACGUCGUCCUGGGGAGGACCGCUGGCGCACGCCUGGGGCUGCAGGUGGCGGCACUCCCCUCUCCGGAGGCUCUGCAGACUCGGUGUUCUCGGCAACGCAGGCCGGCAGGGGCCGGGGAUUUGCAGCGGGCCGCGGCAGGGGCAUUAAGCCGACGGGUCCCACCGCGCCGGGCUCGGGCGUACCGGACCGCUGGGAUGCCCCACGCGGGGCCAGCCUGGACCGCCAGGACAGCGCCACGGCAGCGGGAGGUAACGGCUACAAUGGCGGUAGCAGCAACCCGUCGGGUGAUGUACGGCGCUACAGCUCUCCUCAAAUGAACAAGAUUUACAAUAGCUUGCUGAACUCUCAUGGCGAAAAGUUGCCAAUGCCGCGGAUUAACCCCGAGGUCACGGUGCAGUAUCCCGAGUACCUUGCCGGCAUGGCGGCGGAGGCAGCAGCAGCGGCAGCCGCACAGCAGCUUGGUGGCGGUGGGUCGAACUCUGGUCCUGCCGAUUCGGGCGCUCCCGUUCCCUCGGGCGGUUCGACCACUUCGGGUCACAGUGCGCCCGGGGCUGCUCCCGGCCAGCUGGCGUCAUCGGGCUCCAUUCCGCCGCUGCCGCUGCUGGUGACGCAUGAGCUGUAUCUGCAGGACCAGUGGGUUUACAAGGACCCGCAGGGAGUGACCCAAGGCCCUUUCGCACGCUCGGACAUUCUGGAAUGGCUGGCUUUCCAUUACUUUGGGGAGGACCUUCCCAUCCGCGCGGCAGCCCUGGCGGACGCGCCCUUCAUCCCGUUGGGUCAGAUGAUGAAGAUGUGGGACGCCAUUGAGCGUGGUCGGCCGCUGGGGCCGCCCGGGUUCGUGCCCACCGCUCCGCCCGUCGUGCCUCAAACCGCGGAGUCGGCACAGCAACAGCAGCAGCUCGCCUCCAUGUCCUCUCUCAACCUCUCCUCGGCGCCUUCGGGCGACCUGUCGCAGCUGCAGCAGCAACAGCAGCAGCAACCACCACAGCAGCAGCAGCCUGCCCCCACACAAGCCCCCGCUGCGGGGGCAGCAGGCAGUGGCCAGGGUGCACAUCGCACAUCCUCCCUUCUGGAGACGCUGCUUGGCCGCAAGCUUGCCUCGGAAACUUCGAUUCCGUCGCCGUCCGCGCCUAGCUUGGGUGCUGGGCCGCAAGGACCCAUGGGGCAUGGCGGUCCCGCCGGGCCCGAUGCGGCUCAUCAGCAGCCUGGCGGCGCGCGGCCGUUCACGUUGGAUCCCCCGGUGCAGCUGCCUUCAGCGAGCUCCGGCGGUCUUGGUGCGGGGCCGCUUGGAGGGCUUGGCGGCCUUGGAGGGCCCCUGGGGAGCGGCUUGGGCGGCUUUGGUGCGGGCCUCCCCAUGGGCGGGGGCAUGGGGCCGGGUGGCAUGGGCGGCAUGGGGCCGGGUGGCAUGGGCUCGGGCGCUUGGGGCGGCCCGCUGGGCGGCCCGGGGGUUCCGCUUCCUGGCGGCCCUGGGGGGCCCAUGCUGCCGGGCUGGGGGCGAGACCCGCUCGUUGGGGGAUUCGACCCGCUGCGGCGCCCCGACAUGCAUCCUGCCCUGCAUCCGGCAUCCGGUAUCUGGGGAGCGGGGCCUUUCAGGCCGGAGGGACCGCCCUUGGGGCCGGGCGCCUUCGCGCCUGCGCCAGUCCCGCCGGAAGCCACGGCGCAGCAACCGCUGCCGCAAGUGUCCGACGGCAUGAUGGGCAAGGCUCCAUCCCAGCUUCCAUCCACCUCGCCAACCGCUGCUUCGCAAGCACAGCAGCAACCUGCCCCGCAGCCACAACAGGCUGCGCAGCCGCCUCCGCCGGCGGCGCCCUCUCCCCCGUCGGCUUGGGGCUCCGCUAGCCAGGCGCAGCCUGUGGGCCCUGCACGCAGCUUGGCGGAUAUUCAACGGGAGCAGGCGAUGGAGGCCGCACGGCAAGCGGCAAUCCAGGAGCAGCAGCAGCAGCGAGCGAUGGCCUCGGCCGCUGCUGCGGGGCAGCCCCAGCCCCCAGCCCCGCCCGCCCCCGCUCCUCCCGCGCCGGAGGCGCAGCAGCAGCAACAGCCAGCAAGCGCAUGGGCAAACGCCGGUGCCCCCGAAGCCUACAGGCCUAUUUCGGGACUUCCGCCGGCACUGCAGCAAAUCUUUGCCGCGGCUAAUAAAGGUCCGCAAUCGGCACCUGAGCCGGCGUCUGCCCCCCAGCCUGUAGCCGACGCUGCUGCUGCUUCCUCCGCCCCAUCUGCUCCUGCCCAGGAGUCUGCUGCUGACCAGUCUGCUGCUGCUGCCGCUGCAUCCGGAAGCAGCAAGAAGAAGAAGGCACCUCAGCUUGUCCUCCAAGAGCAGCCCAAACAGCCCUCCGCAGCCUCUGCCCAGGCAGCCGCCUCGGCCGCCACCAGCACCCCUGCCGACGACGCUGCAGCUGCUGGGGCGGCAGCAGCCGCACCGCGCCCUGAGCCCAAGCUGGCUCCAUGGGCCUCCGCCGCUGCUGCCAAGCCGCCCACAGCGGGCAUGACGCUCCGCGAAAUCCAGAUGCAAGAGGCGGAGGCUGCGGCCGCUAGGGCCGCACGCGCUGCCGCUGCGGCGCAGGAGGCGGCUGCGGCGCAGGCGGCUGCCGCUGCGGCCACCGCAGCUGCGCCGGCUGCGCCCGGCGUGUCCCCCUGGGCCAAGAUUGCGGCUACCGGGACCCCUGCGGCUGUCCCGGUACCAGCGCCGGCCGCAGCCUCUGCCUGGCGCCCGGCUGCGGCUCCGCAGCCGGCAGCUUCCGCAGCUCCCUCAGUUGCACCUGCAGCGCCUGCUGCUGCCUCGGCCCCGACCGACGUUUCGCCUUCCCGGAGGACCGCCCCGACCGCAUCCACAGCCGCCGCCGCCGUCGCCCCGGCGGCUCGUGGAGGCCGCUCUGCUGCUUCCCCGCCAUCAUCUGAGCCGCCUAGCGCGCCUGUUGGCGUUACGGGUACGGCACCCCGCGGUACGACGCUUGCUGAGCUGCUGGAGAAGCAGUUGAACCCCGCGGCGUCGGCGGCGGCCGCCGCUGCUGCGCCCAAGGCAUGGGGCGGCGCGGCCGCCAAGCCUCCGCCAGUGACAAACCUCCGUGCCGUACUGUACGAGGAGAGCGCCGCGGAUCUGGAGGGCGGUGCCGUGGACGAGGAUUUGUCGGAUGUACUGCCCAUGCUGCAGCAGAAGCAGCAGCAACAGAUGCCGCCGCCACCGCCGCCGCCCGCGCCGGCUGGCCCGUCGAACAAUGGCGGCUGGGCGGCCCCGCCGCCGCCGCCCCAGGCGCCGACGUUGCGAGACAUCCAGCAGGAGGAGGAGGCCCGCAGGCGGUCCGCUGCUGCUGCUGCCCAAACCGUCCCGCGUGUGGCGUCGGGUGCCGCUUCUGCUUCCGCCGCGCCAGCGAACGACGAUGAGGGGCUGUUUUGGGACUACGGACCGUCGGCUGCGGCGCCCGCCCGGCCGGCGCCCGAGCCGCCGAAGCCCGCGGCUGCCGCCAAGCCGGCGCCACCGCCGCCAGCUCCCACUUCCCGAGGCGGCUGGGCGUCGGCCGUGGGCUCCGCAGCUGCUCCGUCGUCAGCGGCUGCGAUAGCCGCCAAGGCUGCCGCCGCUGCCUCUGCUACCCGUCCGGCGAGUGCAGUUGUGGCGUCGAAGCCGGCGACGGUGACGGCGGCCCCCGCGCGUGCGCCCGCGGUCGCUGCGCCGGCGCCGUCGGCGUCUACGUCGUAUGCUCCGGCGGCGGCGUCGGCGCUGUCAGGGGGGAACGACGACUCGUCUGGGCUGUUUGAUGGUGAAAUGGCCAUGUCCGCUGAGUUCCAGAAUUGGUGCCGGGGCAAGAUGAUGGAAUUCUUUGGCAACGACGACUUGGCGCUGGUGCACUUUUUGCUGUCUCUGCCCAGCCGCAGCGAGGUUGCUGCUUACUGCGAGAUGUACAUGCCCGGUAAGCCCAACGUCUCCACGUUCGUUGCCGAGUUCCUGAAGCGGAAGGACGCCGACAUUGCGCGACAGUCCUCCGCCAAGGGCAAGAGCAAGGGCGGCGCCUCCGCCUCCUCCUCGUCAGCAGCUGCUGUUGCAGCCGGCAAGAGCGGCAGCAAGGGCGGUGCGGAGUGGCAAAAGGCCAGUGGAGGAGCCCAAGCGUCUGCCGGCUCGGCUAAGAAGGGCGCAGGAAAGCAGCAGCAGGUGAAGAAGGUGGCGGGAAUCACAGCCACGAUUCCUGGCUUCAGCCUUCUGUCUGACCGGGCGUAAUGUGGUGGGCAUGCGCGAGGAGGGCUAUCAUAGGUGGGUAGAGGAAGAGGGCGAGGGGUAGCAGUCUGGUAGCAAGGCGGCUUUGUGGUGGUGGUGGUUGAGGAGGCACAAGUCUUGGAAGGAUGUGAGGGUGUGUUGUUGAAGCGUAUCUCUUGCAGCGUAUCUGUCCGGCAGAGACGAAGGUGAUGGUAGCAAAGAGGGUUCGAGGAGGUCGGCGUGACACGCCGGGGCAUACACACGUGUUGGGGCGCAGGAGGACGAGCGGCGGUUCCGUUUGUGGCGUCUGUGGGCUUGAGAGGGUUCUGGUGAGGGGCCGCCCGGGGGCCGACCAGGUCCUUCCAUCGUAGGCAUGAUGGAUGGAUGGAUGGGAGGGGGACGGUUUGUCGACAUUGCAGCGUACAGCGCAACGUAUGGUGCAUGGUGUGCGAUGUGGACGUCAAGUGUUAGUAAGCAGCAUAGCAGGGACCGUCGUACCGGUACCUCCUUACCGUACUGUUGGCCUCCCUAGGGUGGCGAACGUCGGGUGGUGCCGUUAUGCGAUGUUCCAUGUACCGUGUUGUGUUCCGUGCGUCCGCGCUUACCACACACAAAGCGGCACACCGCCGUCAAAUGCCUUGCGUGCAGCGCGCAAAGCGCACAGCGGAUUGUAUACGCCGUUGAGACGGCGCAUGGCUAUAGGUGUUGAUAGCCCGUUCCAGACCCGUUGUCGGUUGUCGACCCGUUGCUGGUCUCUGCCGCUAUUUGGCCGUCGAUGCGUCGGUUGCCGUACCGCCGCAUCGAUGCUAAAAGACGGUUGAAGGCGGUGUAGUGCUGUUGGGAACCGGGAGUGCUGUCCCUCCUCAUCUUCCCUUCAAUAUCUAUUAUGCCUUUUGUUGAACCUGCCGGAACGUGUAACGCUGAGGGGUACGGUUGUGAAGUACUACUACUACACGUCCUAGUUCCUCCGCUAAUGAACGCUUCUGACCAAAAGGCGAGAAGGGAAGCAAGUUCAUGUGUCCCGCAUCGAACGUUUGAUGAGACGGCCCUACCGGUAAUGAGCCGCCUCUUGAACUGUUUCUAAAAGGAUAUAUUUGUCGGUUCCUCGCCCCCGUCAUGGCCAUAGCCCCCAUAAAAGCCCCGUCAAAAUUUCAUCUGGUUAUCUCCCAAGCCUUCAC